This is a messenger RNA of Tilletiaria anomala UBC 951, 4618 nucleotides long. RefSeq lists its product as uncharacterized. NCBI's taxonomy places the organism in Eukaryota, Fungi, Basidiomycota, Exobasidiomycetes, Georgefischeriales, Tilletiariaceae. Gene Ontology annotation, biological process: regulation of DNA-templated transcription. Bases 1 to 4506 code for a protein of 1501 amino acids. The record is from RefSeq and is a predicted model, not a curated record. The transcript has 5 exons. Gene Ontology annotation, molecular function: DNA-binding transcription factor activity.
AUGGCGAUCGCCGACGCAACCGCUUCGGCUGCACCUUCCGGCAAAAAACCCGGUGAAAACCCAAUCUGCGCGUCCGAUCCCCUGAAUCUUGCUUCCGGUAGAUGCGCUCAGGCCACCAACUCAAAUUCACGUCAGGCGAGGCUGGCGAGAGCCACUUGGGCGGAGAGUGCAGAGAAGAGGCGAGCACAGAAAACGCAGCUGGAAGAACGGAAACGCAUACCAUAUCGCUCGAACGACAAGGUCGCCAUCUGCAUAGCUGCUCUGAUACGGCUGCCGACAUCUGUUCGAUGUGUCGACCAGUCGUCGUUGUCUACGUCGAUCGCACCGCCGACAACAACGGCGAAUUCAACCCCUGUGCCUCGAACGCAUACCACCGAAGUACGUGGUAUCUUUCAGCUCGCGGACCGGCAGCAGCAACCUCGCACACCCCCUCGCCGAGUCGAACCUAUGACAGCGCCGAUGCCGGCACUGUCAAUGAUGGCAAUGGAGGAGGAAGACAGCAACUCUGCCGAUGAGGCAUUUGCGAGCUUCAUCGAUAUCGUCGACGAUGACGAGAUCCAUGGGCCCGACCAAGGCCUCGACGCUUCGUCGUCAUCGUCUUCUGGUGCGACACUAUCCAGCUCGACGCAGUCAGCGCCUACGUCAACAUCGACUUCGACUUCAGAGUCAUCCUCCUCGCCCUGCUCACUCCCAGAAACAACUACCGUGUCACCGCAUUCCGUGCUAGCCAAGUCGUCCUCGGGCUCGGUUUCGGCUGAAAUUUCUGCUGCUAUUACCACGACCGACACGCCAGCUUUGCACGCGCACCACCCACCGCAUCCACACGAGUUUCUGCGUCGAGCAUCCAGUGGCUCUACAACCUUCCUCCCGCAUGCCCAUCCCCUGGCGCUCUCCGCUACCGCCAGUCCUAUGCUGCGUCAUCCUUCCUCGUCGCAGUCGCAGCUGCAGCUGCACGUCGAUGACGGCUUCGCCAUGGAUGCUGCGAUGGGCAUGGACAUGGGUAUGGGUAUGGGCAUGGGUCUAGGGCCGAACAUGAGUAUGCCGAUGGGCGUGAGCAUGGGCAUUGGAGCCAUGGGCAUGGGCAGCGCAGGCUACAUGGGCAUGGGGCUGACUGGCACCAGCAUAAGCGGUGGCAGUCACCAGCUCUCGGCGCUCGAUCUAGCCGGCACAUCGGCUGCUGCUGCACUGUCAUCAGCCGGCGGUCCACCGUUGGCGGUAAGCACCAGCAACAGCAACAAUAGCAAUAGCAGCAGCACUCGUCUGGCAACGUCUAACACAGACCCUGUGUCAGCGUCGACAACGAGCGCAGACGACGCCAGCAAAGAUGUUGACGAAUCCGAAAGCUCAACUAUCUUCCCCUCUCUUUGCAUACCGAUCCAAGCUCCCUUUGGUUCUGGUGCAGGUGCCGGUGUCUUUGGCCAGUCUAUUUCCAACGUACAGCUGCAGCAGCUUCAGCAAAUGCACCAGCAGCAUCUGCACCCUGGGUUGGGAGCAACAGCGCCAGGGUCGGGGUCAGGCUCCGGGCAACAAGGGUCUGCGCCAGGCGCUCCGAUAGCGCAUGGGCAUGGUCAAGUAGUUACGCAUACGCAUGCAGGCACGUCACUGCCAACUUUUCAAUUCGACUUCAAACCCACUGCUGGUGGUUCCAUUGCCACGCCAUCGUCCGCCAGUGCCGCCGCGCAAGGCGCGUCCGCGGUCGCGAACGUGCCUGCGCCUUCUGCUUCAGUAAAGAGCAGGAAAGCAUCUGCGAGCAAAGCAAAGAAGGAUGGAGCAGCUGGAGCGGCAAUUGCCGGGAGCGCUGGAGCAGGCAGCAGCGUUGUUGUGUCCACAAGCGCCAAAGUCGCUGAUCUCCCUGCUGUUGGAACGCCAAAGGGAAAGCAGAAGGGGAAGGAGAAGGAGAGUGAACAACUCGAAGGGCGAGCAGGCGGGAGCAAGAAACGAAAGUUGGACAGGAAGCCUGCUACUCUUGCCUCUCCAGCUGUUGCUGUUGAAGCCAUGGACGCUUUUGCAGAGAGGGCUGUUCCAUUUCCUUCGAGCGACCGAAAGUCCUCUGGUGGUACCAGGAAAAGGGAAAUCAAGAAACAGAAGAACGGCACUGCGGCGGUACAAGAACACGCUGCAAGUUCGGGCACUGCAGGUCGUGCAACUAGCCUGCAGGACGGGAUUUUGGGGUCUUCCUCCGCAAACGUUGCCUCGGAUGAGCUUGAGCAGCAUUCAUCAACAGAGGCGUCAGCCUCGGUAAACGUCAAGCGGGAGAUGAUGGACACGUCGGACGAUGCAGUAUGGACAUCGGCUUCAGACGUCACUGGCGAUGACUCAACCGCCGCCAGCCAUGUGCCGUCUUCGAAGCGUCCGCCGCCCUCUGCACCGCAGGUGACCGAAGCAGGCAAUCCGUUCCCCGUGAUCGACACAUCUGCGCCGCACUCGUCCCUCUUCAUCCAUCCAGACACGUCCGGCUUGACCAAGCGUGAAGCGCGGCUUGUCAAGAAUCGCGCGGCGGCGUUCCUCAGCAGGCAGCGUAAGCGCGAGCAAUUCGAGGAGUUGGACGCAAAAUGCAAGAGUCUUUGCAGGCUCGCUUGGAAGAUGUGGGAGGCGAUGGCGACGCCAACGUCGGGGAAAACAGAUACACGCUCCUUGCUUGCAUCACGCUUGUCGGGCGAGGCACCCGACGUUGUCCUUUCUCUACAGCAGAUUAUAGACAAGGAGGGAGCACCCAUGGCGCCGACGGAAGAGGGGCCUUCGUCAUUCUACGCUUUGCUUUAUGCCAAUGCUGAGCGUAAGCCUGGCAACGAGGAGAUGCUGAGGCGCAUCUUUGGCUCUGUGCGCUCUGCGCCUCUGACCAGUGCCGCGCCAGCGACUCCCACCGGAAGCAAAGAGGCACAGGCCUACAAGCGCAAGGUGGAAAGCGAACUGGCCCUUCUGCGAUCUCAGCUUCAAGCUGCACAGAUCCAAGCGCAAGAAGCGACCAAGCGCGAAGAAGAGACACGAAAACUGCUGGCGGCAAGCGAGAUGAGGUUCGCUUCUGCCGGCAGCGUACCUUUGCCUCCUUCUCCGCGGGUUCCAAUGGACUGGCAACAAGGCUCAUCAGCUACAGAAGGGCAUAGUUUGAAUUCGCACACCGUGUCGCUCCCGGCUUCUCCUGAUACGGCCAACGCGUCGAAGGUGUCGCAAGCGCAGAGUCCCGCCAUAGGCGCAUCGACUGAUGGGGCGAACAUUGCGAAGCCAGAGGACUUUGUUGACGCAAAGUGUUCGAAGCAGCUGAGCGUGCCGCACAACGCGGCGCUCAACCCCGCAGCAAGUACUGGAGGGGGAGAUCCAGCCAAGGACUCUGAGGGAGACUCCACUGCAUCCUUGUCGUCAACGGCUUCGACGUCAACCUCUGCAAGUGUUCAGCCAAACCCGCGCAAAGGAGCUGGAAGCGUUGCGCUGCUUGCAAUACUGAUUGGUUUUGCGAUAUUCGGGUUUCCUGGUGGUGCAUCAUCGGGCCAUGCUGGUGUCAGCAGUCAUUCGAUUGAAUCUAGCUACGUAUCCAUGGACGACUUGCAUUCACAUGCACAGGAGAUCGGUUCGUCUCGUCGCCAAGGCGGCGGUGAUCGAGCGGAAGCCAAAAGCAAGGACUCAUCUGCCCAUCUGCCCGAGCAUGACCUCACCAUCCUAGACAGUGAGCAAGACCUGGAGUCUUCCGGGGACGACACUCUCGUGGACGGAGAGGUAAUAUCACCGGAAGCGAAAGGGAAGAGCAAGGAAAUCGACGUGGCGAGGUAUGAUCCGCUCCGUGAGUGGCUCGCGAGGUCCCUAGAGUUGGAUCUUGCCAGCCUGGGGCUCUGCGACCGCGACGACAAUAGCAACGCGGCUCAGGCGGACAUUCAAGCCGAGGACACCAAUGCUGACGCCGGCGACAUGGCCGCUCAGCGAACGCGAAAGGGUCGCAGGCUGCACAUCAGCGAGCUGGCUCCUUACCUAGGCCAUAGCGAUUUCAAUGUCGACAAUGGGUUCAUCAUCGUGGAUGGCCCGGCUUCUCGAGAGGUCUCAGACAAUCCACGUGAUGCGCCAGUAGCAGAUGGCAGCGGGUAUACACGGAAGGACAGCGUGGCCAGCGCGACCUUGUCCAUAAGCCCGUCGCGCCUCAGUGUCUUCCUGCCAGCUUUGGACACGCCUGAGAAAUUGGAAAAAGACAGUCCGGAGACAGUAGUCAAGGAGCAUGCUCCAGGGCAGCCCCUCACAGCUCAGAUCUCAACGCCGCGCCGAAGGCUUCGUGCAAGGAGUCUUCUUGCCGAGCCAGAUUCGAAGGCAGCAGCAGUCGCCGCACAAGCAAGCAUGUGUGCUGGAGAUGCGGCCCAGCCAGCAGCUGAUACACAGGCUGAGGUACGGCCUCCCUUCUUCACGACGACCAAAGCGGCAGAGGCGGAGGAUGCUGGCGCCAAGCCGAGACGCAAAGCCAAGGGCCGGGCAUAUUUUGAACUCGAGUUCACCUUUAGCGGCGCGCGUCUCGCACAUAUUCUAUGAUUGGGCAACGGUAUUGCGCUCUUAAACAGAUUGAAGAGCGUCGGACGAAUUUGGAACUGCACGUUUCGUAUUGAACGAAGAGAUGUAUUUGUCCAAUUCCUUAUCAUUGUGC